Homalodisca vitripennis (glassy-winged sharpshooter) is the source of this 8445-nucleotide messenger RNA. RefSeq lists its product as uncharacterized. The coding region runs from base 191 to 5812 and encodes 1873 amino acids. The transcript has 11 exons. Gene Ontology annotation, molecular function: chromatin binding. The record is from RefSeq and is a predicted model, not a curated record. NCBI's taxonomy places the organism in Eukaryota, Metazoa, Arthropoda, Insecta, Hemiptera, Cicadellidae.
UUUCAGCGAUGGGCUAACCACAACUCACAAGCUCCACUGCGGUGCUUCUUUAAAAGAUGCGUGCGGUUCCCCUCUCGGCACUCCCCGGCCCCUGUGCUCCGCCCCGCCGCCCCGCGUCGUGCCCCGGGUGUUCACCAGUGUGCUAGUGCCGGUGUUGUGUUCGAGACCGAGGUAGUCGGCUACUCCAGAGAUGCGGAAAGAAGUCCCGCGUGACUCCGCACCCAACCGUACAUCGCGCGCUGUCAACAAACCGUCACCGUCCUCCGGCAAAGGACAGAAACGCGCCGCCGCGGCCGCGCCGUCCGUCGGUAAAUCCAUCAAGAAGAAGAAACCGUCUACGAAGUCCUCGGAGGGAGAGUCCAGCAAGUCUUCCUCCGGCCAGAACCAACAGAGCGACCCUAAAGGGAAGAAAAAACUGUUGAAACCCAAAGUCGUGCUAACAAAACUGAACCCCGGUAACUUGCACCAAUUAGCGAAGGUAAAACCAGCGAAAGAGGCAAAAAAAGAAACGUGCCCUAAGCAAGUGAAAUCGAAACCAAAGAAAGUUAUUGUCAGCAAACCAACCAAAAAAAUAAUAAAAGUAGAGAAUGAUUCUAAGCGAGCGACCGCAGCUAAGAUAGUUCGAGCCGUCAAAGACGUUAAGAAGGCAAGAAGUGUUGUCGCUUCUAAAAUUGCAAAAACUGUACCAAAAAAGCUAUCAGAUAGCGGCAAUGUUAGGAAAAUAUCUAGUAGUGGAAUAAAUGUAGUUAAAAAGCAUAAUAUUGUUAAAAGUGUUAACAAAAUGUCUGGAAAGAAACCAUGUGUCGUAUCGGUUAAAAUUAGUAAUGCUCACAGCACGGUGACCUUGUCCGUUAAACAAAACAAGCAGAUCGCUAAGAAAGAUUCUACGAAGAGUUCUAAAUCAAGUGGAGGAAGAAUUACAGACAGAAGUACUAUUUCAAUUGUUAAGAAAGGAAUUGCGUCGAGACGGAAAUCUGCAUCGAAAGAUUGCACGUCACAGGAGUCUACUCCUUCUCAAAGCCCCACAAGAGAUACUUCACCGGUUAGAAGUAAAGAAACUAAAUCUUCUACAAAAACUAAAUCUGUAAGAUCUGAAAAUAAUAAACCACAGAAAAAGCUUGUAAAGCAGUCAUCACUAGAAAAUAAGAAAGUUACAGAAGAAAAGGGUAAAGAUAAGCAAUGUGAAAGCUUACAAGAACUCGAGGAACAUAAUCAAAGUGAUAAGACAGAAGUUAUUAUCAACGACACACUGAAAAUAAAAACUGAAAAUGUGGGUGAAGACCAGAAUAUGGAAAUAGAGUUUACCAACAGUUCCGAGAAAGACCAUUCCGAAGAUAAGGACACCAAAGAUAAUUUAAGUGUUCAUAAAGAUGAUGUGGCUAAAGAUUUGAAAUCAAAAGCUGAUGAACACUUAAUGGAGACGAAAGCUAAAUCUCCUCUAAAUGAUUACAGUAAUCUCAAAAGCAUUGACUCUACUACUUCGGAUGAAAUUCCACUUGAGGAUCUUAAAUUAAAACAAAAAAUCAAACAAGAAAAAGACAGUGAAUGUGCGUCCCAAGAAUCUACUCUAUCCGAAAAACAUAAGAAGGGAAAAGAAUCUCCUGUAUCGGAUGCAACUGAAAAUAUUCCUCUUAGUGAACGCGAAGAGGUUAAUCUUGGGCCAAGCAUCAACUUGGAGAAAAAGAAAUCCGAAGUAGAAAAAACGGUAAAAUCUGUUCGUAUGUCUAAAACUGCGUUAAAGAAAGUAGUGGAUCAAGAAUCUGUUGCAAAAUUGAAAAUAUCAGCCAAAAGCAAGGAAAAGCUGAAAGAUCUAGCAGUCAAACAAAAAGUUGCAAAAUUAGUUAGGAAAUCCAGGCUUACAGAACAAAAACAAAAGAAAGUCCUAGUUAAAGAGGAUUCUGACAAAGAUCCUGACGGUGACUCUGAUCAGUCUCGUAAAAGAUUAAAAUUGUAUAAGUUUUGGAACGGACCAAAGAGACAUCGAGUGGCUUCUCUGAACGCCAUUGCCAAAGUACACUGUCUAUAUGAGAAUGAGAGUAGAGGUGCUCUAAAUGACGUGAUAAGUUCUGCAGCAGCGUUACAAAGAGCAAUACAGGAGUCAAAGAAAAUGGCUAGGAUGGAAAGUAAAGAUAGAAGAGAUAAGAAAGUAGUCAAGAAACAGGCAACAACGGUGGAGAAAAAGACGGUGGAACCAACAAAUACUAGGAAUCUCAGAACUAAUCCCGGAAUAAGAAGUGUUGGAAGAAACUUCGAUAUCCUAAACGUCAUUUCAUCGACAAGUUUAUCCUCGAGCUCAUCAUCUGAAGAAAGCAGUGACUCAGGAGAAGACAAAAAGCAGUUGGUUUUGCUUCCUUCGGUAAAGCAAAAGCAGCAGCAGAUAAUUAAAGAAGAGUCUGAACAAACAACUGAUGACGAAGCUGUUAAAAAACCCCAACCCACGCCGAAUGAAGAAAAUAAGGAUGGGGUGAAGAAAGUGAAGAAGAGACGAAGAAAAAGGAAUGAAUUGACGAUGGAUUUGAAGGAUAUGGUAGUACGUAAGAGGAUGGCGUCCUUAAAUGCGUCUGCAAUAAUGACUGCAAGUUAUUCAACAGAGAAAAAAGAUAAGAGGAAAGAUGAAGAGCAAGUGAAAGAAAAGAAGGAAAGGAAGAAGAAAAAGAAACCACCAGUUUCUUCUCCGGCAGAAGAAUCCAGUGCUGACGAGGACGUUAUCGUUAGAACAACGAACAAUAAACAGAAAGUGGCCGUGAUCGUGAACCAAGAUACGGACGUGACUAUCACGGGAGUGUAUGUCAACAGCACGACCAGAUCCACACAUCAUGAGGGCUACUGCAGCAUCGCUGGCAUGCAGUAUCGGAUCAGCUCGACAAGCCACACACAGACAGAGGCAACUGCCGUGGCAACAGAGACGGUGCUGCAUGCUGAGCAUCCGCCAUGUCUACCAGACGCUGGACCUGCUCAGACCGUGGUCACUACUGCCCUCAGCUCACCGUGCAAGUCUUACACUCCUCUGAGUGCGCUGAGCAGCAUGCAGCCCCCUGGGCACCACCAUCCGCACCCCCCGCCGUGCCAACCCCCGCGCGGGCCCCCCCUCAGCCCUUUGCAGCGCCGCCACGGCUGCAGUAGCGCCUUCACCGCGCCCCCCAACUACCCGCCUCCCACGGGUCCACCUCCACCGCCGCCCCCGCAUCCUGACGUUCAUGGUAACUAUCGUUGGGAGAUAGAAAUGCCUUGCUGCAGUAUCCAGCCGAGUCGGCUAUGUUACUAUCAGCCGGCUGGGCCUCUCAUCUCCACGCAUCAUCACCACCAUCACUCUACCAGCGCCAGCGUCACCGCCAAGCUGCCCCCUCCACCCACUCCUUCUUCGCUACCCACCCCCACCCCACCCCCUUCAUCUGCUACCCAUCCUCCGUCGGAGUCCUCGGACAGCGAAGUCGUUCUGACCACGUCGUCCGACAAUCCACCUCCCGUCACCUACCGUGGUUAUCCUCCCCACGGUGGACAACCCUACAACUACUACCAGUACUAUCCUUCCCCGCCCGCCUCCAGCCUUCAGUACCCCGGCCAGCAGUCCCAUUACCACCAGGAUAUCUGCUACUCUCCCUCUGGAUAUCCCCCUGGAUACUUCCCCAAAGGGCACUACCCCCCGCCCGCCCCUGCCGGCUACCCCAGGCGGUAUGGUCCCGGGCCCCAUCAGUACUACCCGCCUCAGGACUUCUACCCCAAUCCUCCUCCCAACCCUAACUCUAAUCCCCCUCCGUCCUCCAACAGUCAACAGAUGAUCGUGACCGCGUCACCCGCCGGAGGACAGACCUCCUCCGCCUAUCCUCCCUCCGAUAGCAGCUACCCUCCCCCCGCCCCAAUAGUGGAUCCCUACCCUCCCCCUCCACCGCAGUCCUACUACACUGGGUACAGUGCUGGACCUCCGCCUCCGUGCUAUUCUACGCAUUCCCCCUCAUCAAGAGGAUUAUUUAUAGAUGCGGCUUACCAAGGCUGCCCUUGUCCAAUGCAGUCGUGUCCAAAAAACGUCCAUACUGGACCUCUUACUGGUGCCAGUAAGGGGUCUAUGAAGAAUCAUCAGUCAGCGCCAUUGCCACCAGUAGCGCUAGCCCUGCCACUGGAGCCCCCCGGGGCCCUGGGGCCCCCCAGCCCCGCAAGGGGCAGUGCAGGUAUGCCUCCACCACCUUCCCCUGCCCUAGCAACGGCACGCAAUCCUCCGCAGUCUCCUCCCGUCAAGCCCAGUUUGGAACAGACGGGUCUGCUGACCAUCAGCAAGAUGGUGACCAAUGCGGUGCUGUUGGCCGAUCAGGUGGACACCAACAUUGCGGAACUCAUCCCGAAGACGGAACAAAUCAAGAUGGAAAUCGAAGACAUUGUCAAAAUCGAAGCAGCUGAAGAUAUCAAGUGCAACAGGAAGAGGAGAAAAGUUAUAAAAAAUUCGGCUGAUGUUAAGAGACAAGCUUUUGAUGUACCAAGUGAACCUGAAACUAAAGUCAAUCUUGAGCUGCAGGAGAGGCUAAUAACACCCAAAGAGGAGCCUGAGAAGACACUUCCAGACAUCGAGAGACCACCUCUAGAAAAGCAACUUCCACUGACAGAUAACUGCGCUACUACUCCGGUCAACAAAAACAAUACUACAAUGCCAGUGCUGAACGGGAACAUUUCAAAGGCCCGACCGAAGAAGAGAAAAACGGAGUUAAGUAGUGAGUGUGAACCCGCAACAAAAGUUGCCAAAUGUGUUAAAAGUCCAAAAGUGUCAAAAAAUAAGUGCGUUCGGAGGAAAAAGUGCGUUGCAGAGGAAAACAUUGCCCCCGAUACAGAAGUGGGUGGUGUUGAACCUGAAAAAGUGGUUUGUAGGCGGAACAGCAAGCCGAUGGAGAGGCGGAAGUCCUCAAGUUCACCACACGUUGCAGUAGUGCCUCCAGAGGUGGAAAGUUCCCAGGAUGCCUCCUCUGUCGCAGAAGUGGGUAAGAAGAAGAAGACUGCUCGUACUAAGAAAGUCCAAGUAAAGACAAAAGCAGAUCAUUUGCUGAGAAGUCAUGGGAAGGCAGAUCUCCCUGCACCUCCAAUAACCAAAGAGAGAAGACUUUCAAAAGGGAGCAGGAAGGCAGAAGCUUCGUCUGCGGUGGUUGCCCCAAAAAAGGCUCCGCCCCCGGUUGUUGUAGACCCCUCGGCAGAGAGCCAGAUCUGUCUACCGGGCUUGCGCCGGUCCCUAACCCCCAGAUGGUCCAACGGCUGGUCCUGGGAAGGCACUCCUUACAGGGCCAAGGUCUUCCUCAACAUUGAUGAUGGAGCCGUGGUGCGCACUUGUUACCCAGCCAUGAGGCAUGUGCAGGGAGACGUCAUCUGUCCUCGUGACUGCAUCCUGCUCAAAUCUGGGCCUCGCAAGAUCGACCUACCCUUUGUCGCCAAGGUGGCAGCAAUGUGGGAGAACCCAGAGGAUGGAGAGAUGAUGGUGUCGCUCCUAUGGUACUAUCGGCCUGAGCAUACAGAAAGAGGACGCCAGGAAUGGGAUCCUCCCGAUGAAAUCUUUGCCUCCCGACACAAGGAUACCAAUAGCGUUGCCUGUAUUGAAGACAAGUGCUUUGUGCUCACCCUCAACGAGUACAGUAGGUACCGUACAGCUCUUCAGGUGCAGGAUGAGGGACUGUCGCCCCGUCAAGUCGUUCCCCCGUUGCCUGAGGGUGUCACCUACCCUCGCUCUCACCGUCAACCCCCAGGCAGAGUGGCUCCUGAUAUUGUCUUCUUCUGUCGGAGGGUCUAUGACUUCAGGACUAAGAAGAUACUCAAAAAUCCCACUUCCAGUUUCGGCUAGUCUUUCAUCACCCUUUAUUUUUGAUAAUGGUACUGACAAGGUGUUACAGCAACCAGUUACAGCACUAGUGACUGUUGGACAACCGAUUGUUGGUUACAAAGUGACCAUCGUAUUGGCAUCAUCGUUGCCUAAUUCUAAAAGCGGACGAGUAAUGUUUGUGUAUUUUACAAAAGAUUUACUACCAUAAUAAUUUGUAUAUGUUGGUCAGUCCUCAUAUAUGUACAUGUUGUUUGACUCAUAUAGGUAUACGUGAUUUUAUCACUGUCGACUUAGUUUUUAAGUCUUAGUUCCAAAUGUUUUUAUAAAACUAGAAAGUUUGUAAAAUAUUUUAUUAAAAUUUAUCAGACAUAGGUAUUUUAAUAUUGCCUAUCGAGAAACGUGCUUGGAUAAAUGGAGGGAUGGUAAUAUGUUUCUCAAAUAAUUUACUACUUGUUUAAAACUGGGACGGUUUUAUUUAUUUAAAAAAAUAAUGCCCCAAAUAAGCCUUUAAAGCAUUAUAAUUUAACAGUUGACACCAAUUUAAUUCACCAAUAUUUUUUGUAGUCGAUUAUGUGUUGAAAUUAUUGUGUAUUAGUUAAAAGAUAUCCAUUAGAUUAAGUGUUGUUUGCUGUUUAAUUAAUAGAAAUUAGGACGGUAAAUAAUAAAAAAGAUAGUGUAAUAUUAUUAUUAUUUAUUGUUUUGUGCUUAAAUUAGUAAAGUUGAUUGUUAUAUAUUACGGCAAGUUAAUUUAUGUAUCGUUAAAUUUAUCAUGGCUGUUGUGAAUCAUGCAAAAUAAUCAAAUGUCUGAAGUAAGGUGUACUUGCAAUAGCAAUAUAAGUAAUAGGAUGUAUGCAUGUCACAGUAUGUUAAAGUACACGUACGCAAGACAAAACAUGUUCCUAUCCUAAUGAUGUGCUUCUUAUAACACAGUGAAAGACGUUUCAAUAUUUUAUUAUUUUUAUUUGCUUGGUGUUUUUUAUGAUAGAGUUAUAUAAAAAUCUAUUAUUUAAUUUUUAAUAUACCAAGGAAAAGUAAAUUCACUCAGUUCAGGUUUCUUGAUAACGUGAGAUGAAAAAAAUGUCUUAGCACUACAAAUUAUAUGAAUAAAAAAGUGAAUAUUAACAUUUUUAAACCACAACAUAUCAGCUGUUUUAUGUUUAUUCUGUUUCUUUAUUAAGAAUUUUAAAAUUUAAUGCAUUACUUAAAUUUGUAAUAUUUGUUUGUAUUCAUAGAUACACUAUCACAGAUGAGCAAAGCGAAGCAUGGAGACAUUUAAUGUUACUUAUAUGUAUUUAUUAAAAAUACAAUUCACUCUACAACUACACAAGUAAAUUUACUUUCAUUUGUUUAUUUUUGUAUCUUUGAUGAUGCCAGUAAGCAAUUUUAAGUAAUUGUUGCCUCAUUAAAUUUAAUACUUUUAUUUAUUUUUGCAAGUUUCCUAAUUUAAUUUAGGAAUAUAGUGGAAUAUUUUCUUACAUACGGUGUUGAACUCCGAUAGUCUAUUAAAGAAAUUAGUAUAAUAAUUACAUAUGCAAAAAACAUACAAUAGUUCAGUGAUUGGCCUAACUUUGUUAUAGUAAGUAAAUAGAUUAUGGAAACUAAUUUAUACAAUCAUAGUUUUUAAGAUUAUAAUUGGUAUUGUUUAAUUUAUAUUUUCAUUGUAGAAGUGCAUUUUAUUUUCUGUUCAAGGAUUGAAUCAUUCAUAUUUUAAGUUCAAUUUAAGAGAUUUUUAAUUUGUAUGAUAUUUUAUGUAAAAUAAAAGACUUAGUGUUGUAUGUUAUUUUUUGGUAGUUUUUGGUUACUGAGCGCAUUUUGUGAAAAUUUAUACUUUUCAACCUAGCAUUUUCAAAACAGUGGAUAAAAAUUUGUUGGGUUUCCAAAUAAUAUUCUAGUCUUGAACGCUAGCAGUUUGUUGACAUUAAUGUGGCAUUCUUGCAGUAAAUAUUGUUGUGAAUGACCGUUGGGAAAUUCAGAUUAACCUAAAAAGUGUUGUUAUUUCUUGUAAACAUUUAAGGAACUUUUUGUCAGUACCUUAUCAUUUUUGUAUUUUACUGUAAAUUUCAGCAUUAUUUAUUGUUUUGUUUGUAGAUAUAUUUCCUGUUACUAUUUAUUAUAUUAGUAGCACAACCUAUUUAGUACCAACUCUAUUUCACAGUGUUUUUGUUAUUAAUAAUUAUUUAGUUUGAUAGUUCUAACGUUUAGAUUCGGACCAAUUGAUAACCUUAGUAAGGCCAGUCUUAGGCCACAAUUAAGUUUUUAGUUCUUUUAUACUUUGAAACCCCCGUUUUAAAUAUUGCAAAGUGUACAAGUUUCAUAGAGACAAGUGAUUGUCAAUUCAGCCAAAGUUGUGUGACAUAGUACUGUACUAGAGGUAACUGCACGCAGGCAGGCGUCUGUAACAGUGGUAUAUUUUUUAUUACAGUGUUGAUAAGAUAUCAGUCAGUGUCAAUCUGUUUCUGUGUUGUGUAAAUCUGAACUAAAAUGAACAAAAAAAAAACAAAGUAGAUUGGUAGAAAGCCUUCUUAGGUGCCUUUUUUGCAUGCCUUCGAUCCGUGCAAACUAAAUGGUGUGUGAAAAGGGUUUGAAAAGUAAAGUAUAAAUAUAUAUUAUGAUAUAUUCCAUGUAUUAAAUAAAUAAAUGUACCAACACCUGUA